AUGAACACCCUUCAGGAGUCAUUUCGCGUCGCCACUUCCAAACCCGUUCGGCGAGCCCUCGUCAACACCGCCAUCCUCAUCUCUGGAGCGACGACCCUCCUCGGCCUCGCUGCGAUCGCAACCGCUCUCUUCUUCCAAAACUACGUACCGCAUCGAUUUCUCACAACUCCUGUUCAUCUUCAGUAUGGAUCGGGCCUCAACCCCUAUGGCCUCGUGUCUCUCACGUCUCCCGUUCUGAAGUCAGCGCAAGACUACGAUGUCUCCGUCACUCUCACGUUGCCUCGGUCGCCUCCGAAUCUCGAACGAGGGAACUUCAUGGUCAGCCUUCACCUGCUUCGCUCCGACAUCAGCUCGAAUCUGAACGACCCUACCCGACUCCUCGAAGAUAGUCGCAAUAAUGUCCAAGGCCAGAAAAUCGUCUUUAGCACUCGCCGAACCGCCCUGAUGCCCUACGUCGAUCCUUUUGUAUCGUUGACGUCGCGUGCCUUAUUCGUCCUAUAUCACAUGUUUGUGCCCAGCUCCCUGUUCUGCACGAUGGACAUCCCGCUAGCCGAGCACGUUUCUUUCCCAAGCGAUGGGGAUCUACCGGCUUCGGCGUAUAUCGAAAUCGAGGCUGGCCAGUCUCUUCAAACUUACACGGCGGCGCUCAACUUCACUGCCCAGCUUCGAGGGCUCAGAGGGCUGAUGUAUAAUUAUCGGAUCCCCAUGUAUAUCAUAUUCACCUCAUUAUUUUGGCUUUGCGAGAUUUUAUUCAUGGCUGGGACUUGGGGUCUGUGGGGGCUUGUAAUGAGCUCGUCUCCUGAACCGUCAGGACCUUACCUAGAAGGCGAAAAGGUCCACGGGACUGUCAAGAGAGAGGAAGAGCAAGAGUCUGAUUUUGAGCGCAAGUGGAGCUCUGUGAAGCCGUCCAGAGCUUCAAUUGCUGUGAAAACCGAGCCCGUGGUGAAAGAUGAGGACGAUGAGUCGUCAAAGCUGCUCUCAGAGAUUCCUGUGGCAGGAGCUGAGGCAGACGAUGAAGAUGAAGAUGGGACGGAAAAAGGAUCGCCGAUUGAUUCUGGGAUUGGAACAGGUAGCUAUAGUGGGGAAGGUAGCAGCGUGAGAAGACGAGCAAGCCGCAACAUGGAACCGGAGCCCAGGAAAUAA
Molecule: messenger RNA, 1143 nt
Organism: Clonostachys byssicola
Lineage: Eukaryota; Fungi; Ascomycota; Sordariomycetes; Hypocreales; Bionectriaceae
Source: the annotation of a GenBank genome assembly